This is a messenger RNA of Prinia subflava (tawny-flanked prinia), 399 nucleotides long. Its product is annotated as myelin P2 protein-like. Gene Ontology annotation, molecular function: fatty acid binding. Bases 1 to 399 code for a protein of 132 amino acids. NCBI's taxonomy places the organism in Eukaryota, Metazoa, Chordata, Aves, Passeriformes, Cisticolidae. The transcript is spliced from 4 exons. Gene Ontology annotation, biological process: fatty acid transport. The record is from RefSeq and is a predicted model, not a curated record. Gene Ontology annotation, cellular component: cytosol; nucleus.
AUGUGUAACCGAUUUGUGGGAACCUGGAAGCUCAUCUCCAGUGAAAAUUUUGAUGACUAUAUGAAAGAAUUGGGAGUGGGCUUAGCUACUCGGAAACUAGGUGGCCUGGCAAGGCCUGAUGUGAUCAUCAGUAUGAAGGGGGACAUAGUGACCAUCAGAACUGAAAGCACAUUCAAAAAUACAACCAUCUCUUUCAAACUGGGCCAGCAGUUUGAUGAAACAACAGCAGAUGACCGGAAAGUCAAGAGUGUUGUAACCUUGGAGAAAGGGUCGCUGGUGCAAGUGCAGAAGUGGAAUGGCAAAGAGACCACGAUAAAGAGAAGACUUGUUGAUGGGAAGAUGGUGGUGGAAUAUGCCAUGAAAGGGAUUGUCUGCACUAGAGUUUAUGAAAGAGUGUGA